UAGGUCUCUUCCGGUCGUAUAGCACACCGAGCAAGAUGGGUAAACCUCGUGGUCUUCGUACAGCACGUAAACACGUGAAUCACAGGCGUGACCAACGCUGGAACGACAAAGACUACAAAAAGGCUCACCUGGGAACAAGAUGGAAGGCUAAUCCUUUUGGUGGUGCAUCCCAUGCCAAAGGCAUUGUUUUAGAAAAAGUAGGUGUAGAAGCUAAACAGCCAAAUUCUGCUAUUCGUAAAUGUGUCAGGGUACAGCUUAUCAAAAAUGGCAAAAAGAUCACAGCUUUCGUACCUAGGGAUGGUUGUUUGAAUAACAUCGAGGAAAACGACGAAGUUUUGGUGGCAGGAUUCGGUCGUAAAGGUCAUGCUGUUGGUGACAUUCCAGGAGUCCGAUUUAAAGUUGUAAAAGUUGCUAAUGUGUCUUUACUUGCACUUUACAAGGAAAAGAAAGAACGACCCAGGUCGUAAACCCAUUGUCAUGUAUUUCUAAUUACAUCUAUAAACACUUUUUAAAAACUA
Dufourea novaeangliae is the source of this 518-nucleotide messenger RNA. It is a transcript of the gene RpS23, whose product is annotated as 40S ribosomal protein S23. The record is from RefSeq and is a predicted model, not a curated record. The transcript has 3 exons. Gene Ontology annotation, molecular function: structural constituent of ribosome. Gene Ontology annotation, biological process: translation. Lineage: Eukaryota; Metazoa; Arthropoda; Insecta; Hymenoptera; Halictidae. Bases 36 to 467 code for a protein of 143 amino acids. Gene Ontology annotation, cellular component: ribosome; cytosolic small ribosomal subunit.